AGGCCUGCCCGCUCUUGGCCGCAUCGCGCACUCUGUCGCCGGGUGCAUGUUUCGUCGUCGUAUGUUCGAUGGGUGUUGGGUGAAUCUUUGGACAUAAAUUGCGAUGGAUUGGGCUCGGAUCGGCCCUGUUUCUGAUUCUGUUGAAUGGAUCGGGGGUCGCAUCGCGUCGAUGCUCAAGUUUCUUGGUAAAUCGGAGCAUAAUUGAGCAUCGGGCGGUGGGAGAAAGGAUGGAGCGCGCGCGGAUUCUGCAUUUGUGACGAGACCGAGGGGCGGAGGCAGGCUGCUUUCUGAGUGAGUACACCGUCGCUGCGUGAGUGAGGGAGCGAGGGAGGAUCGGGCGAGGAGUGCCGGGAGAGGAAAGUGAAGAUGAGAAGCAAUUGGCUGCUUUUUAAAGACUCUCGGCAGAGGCGAGAGUCUUGAUGAAUUGUCGUACGAGAAGGAAGGGUUUGAGGGUGUUUAGAGUGGAGGUGAAAACGCUCUCGAAUUGGAGAGACUUCGACUUUGCGCCAGGGUGCAGGGAAGCUGGAGAAACACAUCCGAGCUCGAGAUUUAUGCUAGGGAUUAUCCACUUAUCGAAUUAGGUGAUCAAAAGGAGCGGACUUCUGUGGACAAAUCUGCUGAUGAACUACUGUCUCUCCAUGAACAUCAUUAACCUUCUCCUGAGCUUCGUUCAUCGUCAGCUGAGGUUUGUCGUUGAUUGGAUAGCGUUAAGGUUGUCUGCUGCGAAUGGCUUUGAUGUGACUCUUGUCGGAGUACUCCUAGUGAUUUCUCUACUCGUCGCCUCGCUUACGUACUCACUGUUCCUAUGGCAAAAGAGAGUUUCCUUUUACAUGCUCAAAAAAGCGGCUCAGGUCAAGCGCAGCGCAUUUGUUCAGAAAAGAGGUCGGGAUGUGCCACAUUCAUGGCAGCAAGAAUCAGGCCACAAAGGUGGCCCAUCCACAUGCUGCGUGUGCCUCAAGACGCUGGCCCCGCCUCCGCUUGGAUCCGUGGCAGCGUCCCUAGUCUCGUUCCAUCGCUGUGUGAGUUGUGGCGUGGCAGCCCAUUCGAAUUGCUCCAAACUUGCAACGAACGACUGUAAGUUUGUGUGCAUGACCGGGGCUCAUGUGCUGCAUCAGUGGGUGGAAGGGUGGAAUGAUAUGGAAGAUAUACCCGAUGACCCCGCCUCGUGUAUGUACUGUGAUGAGCCUUGCAAUGGGUCUUUUCUCGCAUCUCGGGCUCCCCUGUGGCGAUGCAUCUGGUGCCAGCGGCUGGUUCAUGUGCAGUGUCAUGAAAAAGUCACUCAUGACGGCCAUGACGUUUGUGAUUUGGGGCCAUAUAAACGCCUCGUCCUCUCACCCUUGGUAGUGAGGGACGUCGGGAGAAUAACCGCUGGUGGACUUCUGCACCAAAUCACGUUGGGCGCCAACGAGUUUGGAUACGCUAUGCGUCAGGGUAUCAAGAGGAGGGGUCGCAGGAGGAAAAAAAACGGCAGCGAUAAUUACAACAACAGUCAGAGCGGCACACCAGAGCCUCAGAGUCAGCAGGGAAGCAGUCGUGAUUACGGAAAUUCCAAGUACAUUGUGGCAGAAUUACCAGAGGAUGCAAGACCCUUGCUCGUCUUUAUCAAUCGGAAGAGUGGGGCACAGCAUGGUGCUGCUCUCAAGAGGCGUUUCAAUGUGCUUCUGAACCCACUGCAGGUAUUUGAACUGAGUACCGAUAAUCCUCCGGAGAAAGGGCUCUCGAUGUUCGAAUCGGUGCCUCACUUCAGGAUUCUUGUUUGCGGAGGAGAUGGUUCCGUUGGAUGGGUAUUGAACGAGAUUGACAAACGCAAUUACGCAUCCCCUCCACCAGUUGCCAUAUUACCUAUUGGAACAGGAAAUGACCUCGCAAGAGUUCUAGGAUGGGGAGGUGGUUAUGGAGCUGUUGAAAGACAAGGUGGACUAUCGAUGAUUCUUCACCAUAUUGAUCACGCGGCAGUCACCAUGCUUGAUCGGUGGCGUGUUACUAUUACAGAAACAAAGGAUGGAGCAGAGUCAAGCGUGACAACGAAAUAUAUAAAUAAUUACCUAGGAAUUGGAUGUGAUGCAAAGGUGGCUUUGGAAAUUCACACGCUCAGAGAGGAAAGUCCAGAGAGAUUCUACAACCAGUUCGUGAACAAAAUGCUCUAUGCGAGGGAAGGUGCUAAGGAUAUUCUGGAUAGAACUUGCGCUUAUUUGCCUUGGCAAGUUCGAUUUGAAAUUGAUGGGACGGAAAUCGAGAUUCCUGAGGAUAUCGAAGGAGUCCUCAUUACGAAUAUUGCAAGCUACAUGGGUGGAGUCGACCUUUGGCAGAACGAAGAAGAACACGAGGAUAAUUUUGAAGCCCAAUACAUGCAUGAUAAGAUGCUAGAGGUUGUUGGUAUAUGCGGAGCGUGGCAUCUUGGAAAAUUGCAGGUUGGGCUGUCUCGAGCUCGAAGGUUAGGACAAGGUCGUUCCAUCAAACUUUGGCUGUCAUCCACCUUGCCCGUACAAAUUGACGGAGAACCUUGGAUACAAUCACCAGGAUGCUUUGAGGUUUCUCAUCACGGACAGGCAUUCAUGUUGAAGCGAACAGCGGAAGAACCGUUAGGUCACGCUGCAGCGAUCAUGGUAGAUGUGCUAGAAAAUGCUGAAUGCAGGGGUGUAAUCAAUGCCGUGCAAAAAAGAGCUUUGCUUCAAGAAAUGGCCGUUCGUCUAUCAUGACUUUCUGGUCGUCAAUUCGUCAGUGGUCCUCUGCACCACAGAUUGUUCUGUUCUCUCAUUCGAGUAGCCAUGUGUAAUAUAGCGUAUGAAGAUGAAUUUCUCUCAGAUAAAUCUUCAUGUAGUUAGAUGGAAGCCAGAAGGUACUUGUAGUAACGUGAUAUAGGUUAGGCUUUACAAAGGCUAUUGAGUAGGUAUGAGCCUAAAUUUUGCCCAGUGUAAAUAGCUUGUUUCAUUCACUUCAAUUCUGUGGGGACUCGUUCUUUGAUUCAAGGGGAGAUUGAUCCCCACGAGAUUUUCUCAUCAUUGAGGAGAGUUUUUUGUGGGUCACCUGAAUAUCGAAGGAAAAAGUUUGACCGAUCAC
Messenger RNA from Marchantia polymorpha subsp. ruderalis, 3060 nucleotides. The record is from the annotation of a GenBank genome assembly. Lineage: Eukaryota; Viridiplantae; Streptophyta; Marchantiopsida; Marchantiales; Marchantiaceae.